UCUGAGGUCAUCGCGCACUAUAGUCUUGGUGGGCCGUAACACACGGGCAUGGACUCGAAUCGGCCGCUCGAAACUCUGCAGAAGAACCAGCGCUUUGCCGGCGGCCAGAUUCCGCCGAACCCUAGGAGCUCCGGCCACCGGCGGGCCUACUCGGAGAGCUUCCGCCUCACCGAAGAGUUCCUGUUUGAUUCCGACCCCGACUUCAACUUCUCCGAUAUCGACUUUCCCUCUCUUUCAGAUGAAAACAAAUUCGGCAGCACCACCACCGCCGCUGCCAUUCCCAUUCCCACCGAUUCCGGCGGCACAUCAAAGCCGUUAGCGGUGAAUCCGGUAUCAAGACCUUCCGUAGGUGGAGCUCACUUGAGGAGUCUAUCGUUGGACACAGCUUUCUUCGAUGGGUUGGGAUUCCAGGCUCCCGGAGCCACCAGUGGCUCUGCACAGGAGAAGAAGCCGCAGCAUCGGCACAGCAGCUCUAUGGACGGGUCGACGUCUCCGUUCGAAGGGGAGUCGGUGCCGCCUUCUUCGGAUUUUUCGAAGGCAGCGAUGACGGCGGAUAAGCUCGCGGAGCUGGCUCUGAUCGAUCCGAAGAGAGCCAAAAG
Phalaenopsis equestris is the source of this 599-nucleotide messenger RNA. Its product is annotated as transcription factor VIP1-like. The record is from RefSeq and is a predicted model, not a curated record. NCBI's taxonomy places the organism in Eukaryota, Viridiplantae, Streptophyta, Magnoliopsida, Asparagales, Orchidaceae. The annotation marks the transcript as partial. Gene Ontology annotation, cellular component: nucleus. Gene Ontology annotation, molecular function: DNA-binding transcription factor activity. The transcript has a single exon.